Podarcis muralis (Common wall lizard) is the source of this 1959-nucleotide messenger RNA. Lineage: Eukaryota; Metazoa; Chordata; Lepidosauria; Squamata; Lacertidae. The record is from RefSeq and is a predicted model, not a curated record.
CCUGCGCGAGCGCCUUCCCGUCCCGGCCACUUUCUGGGCGCCUCGUUCGCCGCAGCAGCAGCAGCAGCACCUGCCCGACGGCGCGGACGGCGGAGAGAUGCUGGGACUGUCGCUGCUGCUGGGCUUCAGCACCGGCUGGCUGGCCUAUUACUGGGCGCGCGUCCCCAAGCCCCCGCUGCUGGUGGCUUGCCAGCCCUUCCGCUCCUUCCUGGAGAAAUAUUGCCCCAUUGUGAACGAGACCUUCUACCCCACGCCCUGGUGCUUCGAAGGACGGCUCCAGACCAUCGUCCGCGUCUUCCUCAAGUCCAGCCCGCCCGUCUCCUACCGCAGUGAAGUGCUGAGGACCGCAGACGGAGGCCAGCUGCUGCUGGAUUGGGCAGACGGCGAGAGCGGGCAGCACCCUGACCCAGAGAGCUGCCCCAUUGUCCUGUUCCUGCCAGGCCUGACGGGCAACAGCCAGGAGACCUACAUUCUGCACAUGGUCCUGGGCGUCAAGCAACGGGGCUACAGGGCUGUUGUGUUCAACAACCGAGGCUGCAAAGGAGAGGAGCUGCUGACCCACAGGGCUUUCUGCGCCAACGACACUGAAGACCUGGAGCUGGUGGUGGGGCACAUCAAGAGCCGCUUCCCCCGGGCCCCCCUGAUGGCGGUGGGCGUUUCGCUGGGCGGGAUCCUGGUGCUGAACUACCUGGGGCGCAAGGGCCCAGAAGCCGGACUGGUGGCCGCCAUGACGUGCUCCGUCAGCUGGGACUCCUUCGAGACCACCCACUCCCUCGAGAGCCCCCUCAACCAGGUGCUCUUCAACCAGCACCUGACGGCCAACCUGCGCAAGCUCAUCCAGCGGCACAGGAAGGUCAUUGCUGAGCGAAUUGAUGUGGACCACGUGCUGAAGGCGCGCAGCAUCCGGGAGUUUGACGAGCGCUACACGGCUGUGGCCUUUGGCUACAGCUCCUGCGAGGAAUACUACCAGGCCGCCAGCCCCUGCCAGAAGGUGCACAGCUUCCGGGUCCCGGUGCUGUGCCUCAACGCCUCAGACGACCCCUUUUCCCCGCUUCACGCCAUCCCCGUGAAGGAAGCCCAGAGCGUCUCCACCCUGGCGCUGCUGGUGACGGCGCGAGGAGGGCACAUUGGCUUCCUGGAGGGGCUCCUGCCGCGCCACCAGAGCUACAUGGACCGCGUCUUCGCCCAGUUUGCGGGGGCCGUCUUUGAGCACCAGGAGGAGCUGGCAGCCGCCGUGGCAGCCGAGCAGGAGCAGCAGCUGCAGCAGUGCCACGAACAGGGGCCAGGCGCCCAGGUGGCAACCUCCUAAGCAGAACCAGGGAGGAGCAGGAGGGCCCUGUGGCCCCCAGCGCAGGCCCUGUGAGCCCCACAGGUGGAGGGCCUGAGCCUGUUUCCCUGCUCCUUCCAAGGGGGGGAACCAGAGGCAAGCAGCCCCUCCAAGAGCCUGGCUCUGCUGGGACCAGGACUGUACAGAAUACAAGAUGACUUUUCCAGUACCUUGGCGUGAGGCUGCUUCCAUUCUGGGCACAAAGGAAGCUGCACUUCUCUCGCCCAGAAACUUGCUUCCACCCCAGUGAGGAGCCCUUUCCCCUCUUUCUUUGGGGGGGGGCAGCAAGAGCUCGGGGGCAGAGCAGCUGCUCUGCCUGCAGAAGGCCUUGGGUUCAAACCCCUUUGGCAGCGUCUCCAGGGAGAGCUGGAGCCCUGGAGAGCGGCUGCCAGUUAAAGAACUAUAGAACAGCUGGCAAAGGACACCCAUCUAAAAUGGUCGCAAGCCGCUUUGGGCUGCCCUAAGUAACUAACAAGUUUAAUCAAUAAUCAAUAAUAAUAAUAAAGACCCAAGAGAGCCACUCCCAGCCAGCAGCGGCCACCGGAGGCCGAACUGGUGAAAGGAGAGAAAGGGCUGAGAUCUUUGAAUGAGUUGGGUCCAUUUCCUGUAAAAUAAACACACACAAAUGUGGA